UGACUUCCCGUUAAGAUUAGCAGACAGGUGAAGCCUCUCUUUGCGUGUGGACUGCUGUGCCCAUUGUCUCACAAUGGACCUACCAUCUUUACUGCUUUGUAUACUGCUGGAAGUCCUGGCUGUAAAUUGUCUAGACGUUGCACAGGAGCGUAUAGUGGGAGGAUACGCACCAGUUCCACAUUCAAUCAAGUACAUCGUGUCAAUACAGACGACGGAGCGUCAGCACAUCUGUGGAGGUUCCUUGAUAAAUAAGUACUGGACAAUCACAGCAGCACACUGUAACAUUGGGAUAAAGAAUAUGAUGAUAGUGGCAGGAGACUACUCUCUCACCAUCUAUGAGGGCACAGAGCAAGAAAUCAUGCCCCAUCUUUUGGUGCCGCACCCUGAAUACAAUGAGACCACCAACAACAAUGACAUUAUGCUUAUAAAAUUGAGGGCCCCAGUCUAUCUGAACAACUACGUUUCCAUCGCUCUGCUGCCCAGGCAGGACGCCUCCAUAGCGGAGGGUCGAAUGUGUCGAGUGUCAGGCUGGGGAUUCGUCAGCCCCAACGGAGGCGAGAUCCCCUCGACCCUCCGUACCGUCAAGCUCCCCAUCGUCUCCACACAAAACUGCAACAGCAGUCAGUCCUUUGACGGCAGCAUCACAGGAAACAUGCUCUGUGCUGGUUUCAGUGCUGGUGGAAAGGAUGCCUGUCAGGGAGACUCUGGGGGUCCGCUGGUAUGUGAAGGCCGGGUCUAUGGCUUGGUGUCCUGGGGGAGAGGCUGCGCUGAGCCCCAGUUUCCUGGAGUCUACACCGCUGUGUCCAAGUACCGCAGGUGGAUCGACAACACCAUAUUUAGCUACUACAGCAGGUGUGACAAGGAUUAGGACCCAGCGUUACGGAGAUAAAGACAACACACUUGCUGGAGACUUGAGGUUCUUCAUUUUGGUUUAGCCUGCUUUCAUUUCAUAUGUAUGUUCUUUUUAUCAUUUGUGCACAUUUGAUUACAUGUUCAUGACUUAAAGGAAUAGUCCUACAGUAUGGGAAACACACAUUCAAUUUCUUAUCACUCUCAUCUCUGUGCACUAAAUAUGAAGUUGUAGCUAGCACAGGGUUAGCUUAGCUUAGCAUAAAGACUGGUAGCAGGAGGAAACAGUUAACAAAAUCCACCUAGCAGCACCUCUAAGAUGUUCUUAUUAACACAUUAAAUCUUAUUUGUUUAAUAUGUACAAAAUCUAAAGCAUAAAAACUUGAUGCUAAGCGAACUGUCUUCAUGUUGGAAGGACAGACAUGAAAGUGGUAUCAAUCGUCUCAUCUCAUUCUCAGCAAUAAAGGGAAUCAGUGCAUUUCCUUUAAGUUUUCAAGCUUGACUAUUUAUCAUAUGAUGUGUUUAAAGCAUUUCAGAAACAAAACAAGUGAUGGAAAAUCGCCCCUCUGACAGGACAUAUUCACAAUACAUUACCACAACAACAGCAGUGAGGUGCCAUAUCAGAUUCAGAGCUUUCCAAGCCUCAUGAGGAACUAUUUGAAAUGGCCAUCUGCCAAUCAUAUGAGCAGCCAAUGCAAAGUGCAGACGUGACACAAAGACAACAGCAGCAACAGCUGUGAAAUACCAUGCAAUCCAAUACAUUAACCCUGUAAAAAAAAUCACCUUUCUGAAGCUUACAGUGUUUAGUUUUGUUAGACUGCAGCUGAAACUAUUAGAAAAUGAAUCAGUAAUUAUUCUAAUAAUCAGUAAAUAUAAGUAAAUCGCAAAACGUUCGGCAAAAAAAAGCAAUUUAAAGAAGUUAUUUUGGGCUCUAGGAAACUGUGAUAGGCAUUUUUCACUAUUUUCUGAUGUGACAAUUAUUCGAUUGACUUGGAAACAAUCAAAAAUUGGAAUUGAAAAUUAAUUUUUUGUUGCAGCCCAGAAAAUUGUUGAUUCAGCUGCAGCAUAACUUCACAUUUUUCACUCUAGUGUUUUUGGGUUAGUUGUUUUGGAUUGCAAAAGCAAACAUCAAAUAGUAAAGUUCAUACUUUUGAUCAACUCCAAUAAUCUUGAAUGCAAGCAGCAACAAUGCAGAAAUGGAUUGAUUUAUUCUUUACAAACUCAUUUAAUCAAUAAAAGACCAUUAAUGCAUCGAGACUUCAUGUCCAUCUGAAUGUCAAUGAACUCACUUGGUUGCAAUAAUUAAGAAUCUAUAUUCUGUGUGUGUGUGUGUGUGUGUGUGUGUUGUGGAGGAAGACAGAGCAGCUGCUUUUUGAUAAGCCCAUGGUUAGUUUUCAGAAUAAAGUUGAAUUAGUGGGUAAAUUACUGCCAAUUUCAUGUGGUUUAUUUAUGGACUCGUCUUGUUGUAAACCUGGCACUAUGCAUCAAGCACCUUAAAGUGUGAGAGUUGAGUAAAUGCUUGGGAUUGGUUUAGAAAUGGAGACUGAAAUUGUGCGCAUGUUAUAAAACAGUGACAUGAAUUGGAGUGUUUUCUUGUUUUAUACUCUUUAAUAAAUGACUGA
Molecule: messenger RNA, 2471 nt
Organism: Seriola aureovittata
Lineage: Eukaryota; Metazoa; Chordata; Actinopteri; Carangiformes; Carangidae
Product: trypsin
Exons: 5
Coding region: 74-868 (264 amino acids)
Biological process (GO): proteolysis
Molecular function (GO): serine-type endopeptidase activity
Source: RefSeq, a predicted model, not a curated record